Molecule: messenger RNA, 899 nt
Organism: Panicum hallii
Lineage: Eukaryota; Viridiplantae; Streptophyta; Magnoliopsida; Poales; Poaceae
Exons: 3
Coding region: 462-857 (131 amino acids)
Source: RefSeq, a predicted model, not a curated record
CCUUUCUUCCCCAAGGGAUGGGGUAGAUCCUGCACUUUCUUACAUAUAGAUUUGGUGUUCAUAUGUUUGAAUAUGUAAGCGUCAUCAAAUGAAUUGUUGCACUUCAGUUUCCUUUUGGCACCAACAUGUUUAAGCAGAAUGAACUGCAAGACUGUUCUAUUACACAUAUCAUCUUGUUUUUCUGCUCAUGUGUUAUUUCUUUCAUGGAGCCAGGCUCAUAUACUGUUGCUCAUGAGAUUUAUUAUACUAUUUCCUUUUUUGUGUUAAUCUGUUUUAACAGAAUGAAUAUGUAGAGACUUUUCAAUUCCUCCAUUUCACUGUUGUCUUGUUUUUUUUGAUGAAUUCUUUCUCAGAGCCAAACAUUAUUUGCACAUUCUAACCUGUUUGUUUAGUGUCUUUGGAAAAUAAAGAUGAUCAAAUAGUCAUAUAAUUUGAUUAACUAAUAUGCAUAGUAAUAGAAUAUGUUAUUCAUGUUAUUGUUGAUAAAUCUCUUUCUACACAGUGAUGCAAUGCGCACAAAGGAAACUCUUAAGAUCCUGCAAGAACAUGUUCAGGGAUUGUCUCAAGCAGUGGUACACUUCAUCCCAAGUUUCUACUCAAUUUCAGCGAUGGAUGGCCAAACUGCAGAGCAUUUACAAAAGGCAAUCUGUGAAUAUUCGAGCGACGAGAUAUUAACCGUCAUGUGCAUGGGUCAUAAUAAAGGAUGGGAGGAAGCAGCCUCUAUGUUUUCUGGUGAUUCAGUUGUUCUUGAGACAUGUAAUGCGGCGCUGCUAGAAGCUGCAGGGAAAUCAUGGGUUGAGGCUUUUUCUCUGGCUGGUCUUGGGGGAUGGAAGCUUCAUGGAAUUGUAAAGCCAUGAAUUGUUGUAACUAAAAGUGAGAUGUAAUUUUUGUAGCUUAAU